ACCGAUAACGAAGCCUGCAUCUUGCUGGCCCACAGUUUCGGCAGAUUUCAUUUUAGCGUAGCUUUUAUCAUAGGCGUUCAGGGCGGUGGCGUUUUAGGUAAAUCCAGUCUAGAAAAGUACAAAAAUAAGCUGAUUCCAGGCCAGUCGUGCCCCUCCAGUGUUCCCCUUGGUGUUGAUGAGGGUCCUGCGAUGUCGGGCCUCCCCUUUGGAGCUCGUGAUGCUUGGGGCCGUCUCGUUCCUGGUGCUGCUGAUCGUGAUUUGGGGGUACGCCGGGGGAGGGGGCCCCACUCCCGAGCCUUGGGUCCGUGGACUGCCUGACCGGAAGGGCCCGGUCGGGGUCAGAGGCGCGUUCGCCCAGCCCCCCCUCAGGGCCGCGGUCCUCCCUGCUUCGCGCCCCCGGGCGGCUCCGGGCAACAGCAGCUGCCCCCCCGGGUACUACAGCCCGGCGGAGCUCAGGCCCCUCGCGGAGAGGCCCGCCCAGGACCCCCUGAGCCCCGGGGCCGACGGAGGGGCCUUCCCGGGGGGCCGGCUGUCGGGGCCGGAGCUGAGGGAGAAGAUGGACGGAAUGGCCCGGAACUUCUUCAACCAGUUCGCCAGCGACCGCGUCUCGCUCCACCGCAGCCUGGGGGCGGACUCGCGGCCGCCAGAGUGCGUGAAGCGCGUGUUCCCCCGAUGCCCCCCUCUGCCCACCACCAGCGUCAUCAUCGUCUUCCACAACGAGGCCUGGUCCACCCUCCUGCGCACCGUCUACAGCGUGCUCCACACCUCCCCCGCCGUCCUCCUCGCCGAGAUCCUCCUGGUGGACGACGCGAGUACUGCAGAUCACCUGAAGGGCCGCCUGGAGGAGCACGUGCGGACGCUGGAGCGCGUGCGGGUGCUACGGCAGCGGGAGAGGAAGGGCCUGAUCCAGGCCCGGCUGCUCGGGGCCAGGGAGGCCCGAGGCGAGGUGCUCACCUUCCUGGACGCCCACUGCGAGUGCUUCUCCGGCUGGCUGGAGCCCCUGCUGGCCCGGAUCGCCGAGGAGCCCGUUGCCGUGGUGAGCCCCGACAUCCCCGCCAUCGCCCCGGACACCCUGGAGUUCCGCCGGCCCGUGGCCGACCGCCGCUCCUUCGCCCGCGGCAGCUUCGACUGGAGCCUGAACUUCAGCUGGGAGCCAAUCCCAGAGCGGCAGAGGAGGGGCCGCAGAGACGAGACCGCCCCCGUGGAGACACCUGCCUUUGCUGGGGGCCUGUACUCCAUCUCCAAGUCCUACUUUAACCAUAUCGGGACCUACGAUGACAAGAUGGAGAUAUGGGGAGCCGAGAAUGUGGAAAUGUCUUUCAGGGUUUGGUUGUGUGGUGGGCGUUUGGAGAUCAUACCCUGCUCAGUUGUGGGACACAUCUAUCGGCAGAAGAGUCCACACACCUUCCCCAAUGGCACCGAGGUGGUUAUCCGUAACCAGGUGCGCUUGGCUGAGGUCUGGAUGGACGAGUAUAAAGAGGUCUUCUACCGCCGGAACAAAGUGGCACGGGACAUCGCCAGAGAGAACAAGUUUGGUGACAUUUCGGAGCGCCUCGGUCUCCGGGAGAGGCUGCGCUGCAAAAACUUCUCCUGGUACCUGGAAAACGUCUGUCCCGAGGCCUACGUGCCCGACCUCGCCCCGCUCAUGUACGGAAUGAUCAGAAACGCCGCCUCAAAGACCUGUCUGGAUGUGGGACAGGGUAACGCCGGAGGGAAGCCGUUGAUCACCUUCGCCUGCCACAAUAUGGGAGGGAAUCAGUACUUUGAGUACACCUCCAAAAAAGAGCUGCGCCACAACGUGAGGAAGCAGCUGUGUCUGCACAGCGCCUCGGACCGGGAGCCUGUGCGUGUCCAAGCCUGCCAGCUGCCUGGCCUCGGACCCAGUGUGCCCCCCGCACAGGCGUGGGACUUCACACAGACCCACCUGUUGAGAAACCCGUCCACUGGGAGGUGUUUGUCCCUGAUUGGCAACCAGGUCUUAAUGGAUGCCUGCAACCCAGCGGACCUGUACCAGCAAUGGGCCUUCAUCUGACCCGACCGUGCCGUAAAGGUGUGGGGAUGGGGGCUGACCCGACCGUGCCGUAAAGGUGUGGAGAUGGGGGCUGGGGGAUGGGCAAAGAGCUGCCAACAAGGCAUCAGUAACUUUAUGAUGUCAUCCAAACAGUCGACCAAAAACAAACCGAACGGAUGGUAGGAAAUCACAGAUCCUUUCCUUCCAGGGUCACAAAUAGCACUGGAUAGGAUAUGAAGGUUUAAUAACUGCAACUGCUAAAUAACUGCAGGAAUGUGAGGAUGUAACCACUGGAGGGCAUUUCACUUCCACCAAACGGAACGUGCAGAUGAGUAUUCAUUCUUUGUUGCCAUAUGUCCCUGGGUGUGAAGAGUGCAGGCAAAAGUAGUGCUGAGAAACAGCCUUUCAGUGGUUUUCCUCAUGCCAAGUGCCUCUCCCUACUCAUGGUUUUGCACUUCAACAUUGUGUUUGCAGUGUGGAGAAUGAGUCAAUAAAUGCUUGAAACUGUUUGGGA
Anguilla anguilla (European eel) is the source of this 2525-nucleotide messenger RNA. Its product is annotated as polypeptide N-acetylgalactosaminyltransferase 6-like. Lineage: Eukaryota; Metazoa; Chordata; Actinopteri; Anguilliformes; Anguillidae. Gene Ontology annotation, cellular component: Golgi apparatus. The transcript is spliced from 11 exons. The coding region runs from base 176 to 2032 and encodes 618 amino acids. The record is from RefSeq and is a predicted model, not a curated record.